Molecule: messenger RNA, 855 nt
Organism: Plenodomus lingam JN3
Lineage: Eukaryota; Fungi; Ascomycota; Dothideomycetes; Pleosporales; Leptosphaeriaceae
Source: RefSeq, a predicted model, not a curated record
AUGGCCCUUUCCCCAUCUCCUAGAGCCUUGUUCUUCGACGUCUUCGGCAGCUGUGUCGACUGGCGCACCACCGUCGUCGGAGCCCUGGAGAUGCAGGCCCAUGCAGCACUCAACUCGGCAACAGCAUCGCUAGCCUCUAGCGUCCGCCUGCAGGCUUCAGACAUGACGACGAAGCAGUGGGGGGUAUUCGCUCAGCAGUGGAGGGAUAGCUAUAAGCGGUUUACCACGUCCCUGGCAGAUGACCCGUCGUUGCCGUGGGUGUCGGUGGAUGAGCAUCAUUUGAAGUCGCUCAGAGAGCUUGUGGCGGAGUGGAAUCUAGAAGGCUUAUGGGACGAUGUGGAGUUGCGAACGUUGAGCCUGAUCUGGCAUCACCUUGUACCCUGGGAUGAUUCGGGCAUGGGCGUGGCGCUGUUGAAUCGCAUGUGCAAUACCUGCACUUUAUCCAACGGUAACAUCAGCCUGCUCUCAGAUCUUCGGGCGUUCAGCGACAUUCCUUUUACGCAUCUCUUCUCGGCUGAGAUGUUUGGUACCUACAAGCCAUCUCCCAAGGUGUACCUAGGAGCCGCAGAGAAGUUGGGUUUACCACCACAGCACUGCGCAAUGGUUGCCGCUCACUUGAAUGAUUUAUAUGCUGCGAAGCAGUGUGGCCUGCAAACCAUCUAUGUAGAGCGUCCGGGUGAGGAGGACUGGAGCAAGGAGGAUGUUGCAAAAGCUAGACAGGAGGGCUGGGUUGACUUGUGGAUUGAUGGGAGCAGUCAGGGCUUCAUUACUAUUGCUGAGAAACUUGGGAUCCAUGUUAAUGGGUCCAACGAGGGGAGGCGGUUGAGUUCGUCUGCGCCCAUUGGGGUUGCGUGA